Messenger RNA from Papilio polytes (common Mormon), 964 nucleotides. RefSeq lists its product as uncharacterized. The record is from RefSeq and is a predicted model, not a curated record. Lineage: Eukaryota; Metazoa; Arthropoda; Insecta; Lepidoptera; Papilionidae. The transcript has 3 exons. The coding region runs from base 20 to 913 and encodes 297 amino acids.
GUCAAAACAAUUUUUAAACAUGGCAUCUUACAGCGAUGAUGAAAUGUUUAGCGAUAACAUUACAAUAAGGAAAAAAGUUUUAAAUAAAAGGAGACGUUGUAGUAGUAUUGAUACAACAUUUGAAGACAUCGAUGUUAACAAAAGUCUAAAAAUAAUUGAAACUUCUUCUGAGCCGGAUCUCAUAUCAAGAGCUGCAAUAAAUAAUUCCAUAUCCAGUUUUGGAAGUGAUCUUGGUUUAGAUAAAAUAGUUACGGAUUCUGAAUUACGGUGCAAUAUUAAUACACGAGAUGUUGACAAGCAAGAAAACAAAAUUAAUACCCAAAAUGAAAUAAAGCCACGGAAAAUCAUAUUCGAUGAUGAGAAAAAUGAUAAAGAAAUAGAAUCUUUAAAACUCUCUUUCCCUAAUUUGUCUGACCAAGAUUAUGUAAAGAAAGAUUCCAAUAAAUUGGUAAACAACAUUAACGUGCAUAAAAGUCCAGCUAAAUGUAACUUAUUCGAACAUAUACGAAGUCCCGUAGCAAUGUAUAUCAAACGAAGCCCACAAGUUCCAUUACUACAGAAUGUUAAACCUGAAAAAUCGUUAGCGGGAAAUCAUUCAAUUGAUGUUGGGAAUUGUUGGAAAUCUAAAUCCAACGUAGAUUAUAAACCUUUGCCAUCAGUGGCAUAUAAAAGUGCGGAGAACGUGAAAUUGCUUGAAAUACCCGACGAAAAGAAGUUACCACGAUGUCAAUGGGCCAAGAAGCUCACUUCGUCUCUUUCUAGAGCAGUUGUGAUAAGGCAUGUCCAAAGAAAAAAUAUAACGUUAACAACAAUGAAUGAUUCACUUGCUGAUAACAGUUUUGCUGACCUCACUCUGUACCAAGCCAAAUUGUCUAUUUGUACAUUGGAGAGCGCGUAUAAUAAAAAAAAAUAAUGUGUUAGUAUCUCUUAUUAUUAAAAGAAUAUUAAAACUUAACAAAUAUGA